AUGCGUCUGAAUAUUUACUGGAAUAGUCUGAUAAUUUUGUCACUGUGUGUAGGGCUCAUAUUGGGGUGCAAGAUCCUGCCAUGGCUUUACAAACGUGGACCGGUUGGGAAAGACGCCACGGAUGAGCGAGGAAAAGAAGCAAAGCAAUUUCUCUGGGGAUUUCUCUCCGUCUAUCUGAUGGUCAUGGGAUCUGAAUGGCUGCAAGGACCCUACUUGUGGGCGCUGCUUCACGAUGAGAAGCAUUUGUCUUCCGAAACCGUAGCGAUCCUCUACGCUACUGGUUACUGUGCCGCAGCAAUAUCGGCACCAUUCACAGGAUAUCUCGCCGAUAAAUGUGGAAGGCGCGGAGCUUGCAUCACGUUCUGCGUUAUACACUCGGCGUCAUCAUUCUCUGUCUCCUUCGAUCGAAUCGAGAUCCUCGCAAUAGGCCGGGUGCUUGGGGGCGUUGGGAUUACAUUGCUCUGGACAGUCUUUGAGAGUUGGAUGAUUAGUGAACAUAGGCGACAGAAUCUUGAAGACAGUCCGAUACCAUUGAGCUCAAUGUUUGGUAUCAUGACGAUCGCCAAUUGCAUCACCGCCAUGUGUGCCGGGCUACUCUCACAUUGCAUCGUGUGGGCGCUCGGCUCGAAGACGCAUCCUUUCAUGCUCGGAAUACUUCUAGACACCCUCGCAGCGGUCCUCAUGAUGAGGUCGUGGAACGAAAAUCGUGGGAUUCAGGCCAAGCUUGACGCAGAAGCUGGACUUGGCAGCCGAGAGCCUAGUAGGUCAUGGCGCCAGGAGGUUGCAGACUCGCUCCGCGACUGGAAAGUUCUGACCCUCAGCCUUAUUUCGUGCUGUUUCGAAGGCACGAUCUUUUUGUUCAGAUUCUACUGGCCCGGUACAUUGCAGAAAGCUCAUAACCAUUCUCACGGUGUCGGCAAAGACGACGACAUCAUACCGCAUGGAGUCAUCUUUGCCAACCUCAUGGCGACAAUGGUGCUUGGCGCACUCCUUUUUGGGACCAUUCUGGAGAGAUCAGCCACUUUACUGAACUCUGGACUCUCGACGUUUUUGCUGUCUGCAGCAUUAUUCUUUGCAGGCGCCAGCUUCCUCACGGCCGCAUAUGCUCAAACAGAAGCCCAACUUUUCUGCUCCUUCUUGUUGCUCGAAGCUUGUAAUGGCCUAUAUAUACCGAGCAUGGCCUUCCAACGUGGUCAGAUCGUGAGUGAUAGUGGACGGGCAAGUGUAUAUGGGCUCAUGAAUAUCCCCCUCUUCCUGUUUGUGAUUCUUGCGCUCUUGUCGACAAAUGGAGAUGGAGAAGAGUAUCAGAACGUUAUAUUCAUAGUCUGCGCCGCACCAUUGAUGCUGGCCGCUGUCUUGAGCUGCGUCAGCUUCCUGGAUAUUCCGCCGCGCAACGGAUUCUCCGAGGUUUCCUCGUCCGAGAUUGCAGAGUCAGAAUGUGCAAGAAACAAGGAUGAAAGCGAUUUGCAAUACUAA
Messenger RNA from Pestalotiopsis fici W106-1, 1476 nucleotides. RefSeq lists its product as uncharacterized. The record is from RefSeq and is a predicted model, not a curated record. Gene Ontology annotation, biological process: molybdate ion transport. The transcript is spliced from 3 exons. Gene Ontology annotation, molecular function: molybdate ion transmembrane transporter activity. Lineage: Eukaryota; Fungi; Ascomycota; Sordariomycetes; Amphisphaeriales; Sporocadaceae. Gene Ontology annotation, cellular component: membrane. Bases 1 to 1476 code for a protein of 491 amino acids.